AUGGCAUUCGCACCCGUCAGGAAAGCUACGGACGAACUGAAAGACCAGGGCCUCUCCGCCCAUCUGCUCGACUCGACAAUUCUUGCAGCACUCUGCUACGCAACGAAGACAGCAAUGUCCCGUCUUCGCGACCCAGCGAAAUAUGUAUGUCGAAAGCAAUGCAUGGUUGCGACGGUCACAUUAUGCGAAGAAUCGACGAUACAUGGACUGAAAGAACGUUAG
This is a messenger RNA of Necator americanus (New World hookworm), 222 nucleotides long. RefSeq lists its product as uncharacterized. The record is from RefSeq and is a predicted model, not a curated record. Bases 1 to 222 code for a protein of 73 amino acids. Lineage: Eukaryota; Metazoa; Nematoda; Chromadorea; Rhabditida; Ancylostomatidae. The transcript is spliced from 2 exons.